GUUGGUUGGCGUGAUGUACUUUCUCAGUCUCAGUCUGUCUGUCUGCCUCUUCAAAGGCCAGAGCGGAAACAUGCGUAAACAGAAUCUUAAUUCCUAGCUGUCCUAGUGGCUGCCUUACGAUCGCAAUCACGAUGUUACCUACUGGUACGCGUCGGAUCCUUCCCGAGCGUGCUUUAUUAGCCAACUGUUAUGCUGUAUGCUGUCUUGCGGCUCGGUCAGGUACAGCACAGUACAGCAUCUUACGGAGGACAUCCGCUUGCCGUCGUCCACUAAGCAUCAACUUCAACCUUCUAACAUUAUACUUAUGUAGUCGACGUUGUUAAUGUUCA
Messenger RNA from Lasiosphaeria miniovina, 329 nucleotides. RefSeq lists its product as uncharacterized. Bases 132 to 323 code for a protein of 63 amino acids. The transcript has a single exon. The record is from RefSeq and is a predicted model, not a curated record. NCBI's taxonomy places the organism in Eukaryota, Fungi, Ascomycota, Sordariomycetes, Sordariales, Lasiosphaeriaceae.